Molecule: messenger RNA, 1498 nt
Organism: Dermacentor andersoni
Lineage: Eukaryota; Metazoa; Arthropoda; Arachnida; Ixodida; Ixodidae
Source: RefSeq, a predicted model, not a curated record
GGGGGGUUCAAUGCAAGAAUGCUCUCUUAUUUAUCUUAAAAUAAAACAAGUAGUAAAACCUGAUACAGGGUCUUCACGGCGUGCCUCAUAACUAGGCUUGUGUUUUAGACACGUAGCACCCUAAAAGUUUAUUCAUUCUUCUUUCAUUGUAGCAUUGAUCUUGGUGCUAGAUGGAGCUUUAACGUUUUUGUGAAAAUUGAUGCACCCAACAUGGAGAGAUUUGGAUUUAAAGGGCAUUGGUAGAUGCAGAAGCUUUAUGCAUGUACUCUAAAGUGGAAGGCAACAGAACUUCGGAGUUAUUAUAUAGCACGCCAUGCGUAUAUAAAAAAAAAAAAAACUAAUCAUUGCAAAAUUACCAGGGUUAUGUGAACAUGUUAGCCACAAUGAGUCAGCAUCUUCAGCUCCGUCUGGCCAGUCACUUAAAAUGGCGCAGCUUGAUGUUUUUCUUUGCAGUGAUGUUUCUGAUGCAGUAAGAGCUCUAUAGGUCCUCAGGUGCCUGCACCGGCUUUCACAAAGCACUGCACAGAAGUUCACUCACAAAGUUUCAUUGAGCACUUGUGGAAUUAUCAAGUGAUGACCUAUGAAUCUUUGGAAAAGCAGAGCCCUUUAUAAAGACUCGAGGAUCAUGAAUUUGUUUAUAAUCGACUUUUAAGGCACCCUAUAUUGUUCAUCCCGGUCCCUUCACGAUGACUGCUACAAGGGGCUUGGUUCUGCGUCAAUUCAUUAUCUUGAUGGCUGUAGGAACUCUCACCGAAUCGACUCCGACUUCUGAACCUCAUCCCAUAGGCGUUGGCGUUACCGUUGAAGCGCGCAUUUUCUUCGACAAAACUAUCAAUUUCUCUGCUACAAACGAAAAUAGGCCAUUUGAAGAAUUUAAGAAGAUUUUCUUAGAGGUCCAGAAGGAGUUCAGAAAUAAUAAAAUAAUGGUGAAAUUUGUGGUAAAAAGUGCCAAGGCGAAUGACAGUUUUUCUGUGCCAUUCGUAAAUAUGACUAAAGCAGUGGACGGUGAGAAAACUCUCGAAAACGUGAAAGCGUUCGGUAUGGCGAGAAGUGCGCCAAAUAACACUAUAUUCUAUUAUUUUACAAGUUACACUAUCCUCAAAGAAAGCGGCCAAAAGCACGAAAAUGACCAGGUUCCUGUCCAAUUAUUCGAUAUUGAGACGAGAAGAACAUUUUGUAGCGAGAAUGUGAGCGCUGCGGUUGUAUACUUUGAAACGGCGACCUCCUAUGAUUUUCCUGCCCGAGCAGCAGCACUCAUCUUUGGUUCAACGAGGUAUACAAGCUUUCAGCGGACUGACCGACAGUACAUGAACGAAAGUUUUUCUCGAUGCGGAAAGCACACCGUGACAAGCACUUAAGAACAAGUACAAAAAUAUCUGCCUACCAGCUGCAUUUUAGAAAAGGCUCUUAAAAAAACCAUGGACAAAUAGAAAAAAAAGAGAACCCUUUUGUGACAAAUGACCAAAGCGCCGUAAUAAAGAGCAAUGAGAAAUGUUUU